GGCCUCGCACCCUCAGGGCUGCGCACCACCGGCCAUCACCAUGUCCAUCUCUGGGGCCAAUGCGUCCGCCUCCUUUAUCCCGGGCCGUCCGAGCAACCCAGUGACCAUCCCGGCGGUGAUGUUCAUCUUCGGCGUGGUGGGCAACCUGGUGGCCAUCGUGGUGCUGUGCAAGUCGCGCAAGGAGCAGAAGGAGACGACCUUCUACACGUUGGUAUGCGGACUGGCAGUCACCGACUUGCUGGGCACGUUACUGGUGAGCCCGGUGACCAUUGCCACGUACGUGAAGGGGCAAUGGCCCGGGGGUGAGGAACUGUGCGAGUACAGCACCUUCAUCCUGCUUUUCUUCAGCCUGUCGGGCCUCAGCAUCAUCUGUGCCAUGAGCAUCGAGCGCUACCUGGCCAUCAACCACGCCUACUUCUACAGCCACUAUGUGGACAAGCGGCUGGCCGGGCUCACACUCUUCGCUGUCUAUGUGUCCAACGUGCUUUUCUGUGCGCUGCCCAACAUGGGCCUCGGCAGCUCGCGGCUGCAAUACCCAGACACCUGGUGCUUCAUCGACUGGACCACCAACGUGACGGCGCACGCUGCCUUCUCCUACAUGUACGCCGGCUUCAGCUCCUUCCUCAUCCUAGCCACCGUGCUCUGCAACCUGCUCGUCUGUGGCGCGCUGCUCCGCAUGCACCGCCAGUUCAUGCGCCGCACAUCGCUGGGGACCGAGCAGCACCACACGGCAGCCACCGCCGUGGCGUCCGCAACCUGCCGAGGCAAUCUCGCCGCCACCUCCCCAGCCCUGCCGCGCCUCCGAGACUUUCGGCGCCGCCGUAGUUUCCGCCGAAUAGCGGGCGCCGAGAUCCAGAUGGUCAUCUUACUCAUUGCCACUUCUCUGGUGGUACUCAUCUGCUCCAUCCCGCUAGUGGUGCGGGUGUUUAUCAACCAGUUAUAUCAGCCAGUUUCGGAGGGAGAAAUCAGCAAAAACCCGGAUUUGCAGGCCAUCCGAAUCGCUGCUGUGAACCCCAUCCUGGACCCCUGGAUAUACAUCCUCCUGCGGAAAACAGUGCUGAGUAAAGUAGUAGAGAAGAUCAAAUGCCUCUUCUGCCGCAUUGGCGGGGCCCGCAGAGACCGCUCCGGCCAGAACUGCUCAGAGAGCCGGAGAACAUCGUCUGCCAUGUCCGGCCACUCUCGCUCCUUCCUCUCUUGGGAGCUGAAGGAGAUCAGCAGCACAUCUCAGACCCUCCUUUACCUUCCAGAACUAAGCGAAAAUGGGCUUGGGGGCAGGAAUUUGCUUCCAGGCGUGCCGGGCCUGGCCCAAACAGACACCACCUCACUGAGGACUUUGCGAAUAUCAGAGACUUCGGACUCCUCACAGGGGCAGGACUCCGAGAGUGUCUUACUGGUGGAUGAGGUUGGUGGGAGCAGCAGGGCCGGGUCUGCCCCUAAAGGGAACUCCCUGCAAGUCACGUUUCCCAAUGAAACACUGAACUUAUCAGAAAAGUGUAUAUAGUAGGUAAAGGAAAAAAUGCAGCACUCUUUCUGGAAACUUACAAAAUCCCGUGCAAUAGACAUAGACAUGAAGCAUUUAUUUGUGCUCAGAAGGGCUACUUUCAUC
Messenger RNA from Orycteropus afer afer, 1606 nucleotides. RefSeq names its product prostaglandin E receptor 4 (gene PTGER4). The record is from RefSeq and is a predicted model, not a curated record. Gene Ontology annotation, cellular component: plasma membrane. NCBI's taxonomy places the organism in Eukaryota, Metazoa, Chordata, Mammalia, Tubulidentata, Orycteropodidae. Gene Ontology annotation, biological process: positive regulation of cytosolic calcium ion concentration; inflammatory response; cellular response to prostaglandin E stimulus. Gene Ontology annotation, molecular function: prostaglandin E receptor activity.